Molecule: messenger RNA, 6220 nt
Organism: Drosophila miranda
Lineage: Eukaryota; Metazoa; Arthropoda; Insecta; Diptera; Drosophilidae
Gene: Ulp1
Exons: 7
Coding region: 147-5735 (1862 amino acids)
Biological process (GO): protein desumoylation
Cellular component (GO): nucleus
Molecular function (GO): deSUMOylase activity
Source: RefSeq, a predicted model, not a curated record
UACUUCUGAACGUCCACCUGAACGCGAGCGAUGUGAGAAAGGAGAAAAAAUGAGUUAGACAGAAAUUUGACUUGUUAGUGUAUUUCAAUUUUUAAACAAUUUUUCAAGCGAAUUUGUGUGCAGGUGAAAACCAAAACUACACCCGUAUGUCGCAUAAUCCCGAGGACUUCGGGCAAUCAGAAAACGCGCAAAACGAUUUUCCUAGCAAUGGAUCCGCCGAAAUCUGCUAUGCAUCGAACUCCACGCCGACCCUAGUUGUGGCAGACAUCGGCACCAUACAGGAGGCGGGGAACAAAGACAAUCUCGAUGCUCAUGAAAAUUGUAAUGGGAACGGCAAUGAGCCACUAUAUACACAAAUACACGCAGAACAACACUUUGGCGUACAAAUAAAGCCAGAACCACAACCACAGCCAGAGAAACAGCAGAAGAAGCAGCUGGCGCCCGAACACACACAUCCGAAUCCGCAUCCAAGUGAUCCAUGUGAGCUGGUACCGACUGGUCUUGGUGCUUUCGAGAUAUCUGGCAACGCUGCCCCACCAGACCUUUCAGAAGACUGUAAAACAGAAAAACCGCAGAAACCCGAUAAUAUCGUAAAACUGAACGACGACAACGAGCAGCAGCAGGAGCCCGAACGUCCGCAUCCGAUUGAUCCGAUUGUGAGGGUAUCUGGCACCGGUAUAGAAGACUCGCAGACAGAGGGACAACAGAAACCCGAUAAUAUCCAACCGGAAAGAACAUUGAACAACAACGAUCCGCAGAAGCCUGCAACUAUCUCGGUGGACAGUACAGCGCCCUCGAUUGGGGUUAUUGAAAUAGCCGAUGAGCAGGACCUGCUGUUAGAUUCAAACCGUGUAUCUCCCGAUUAUACACGUAGAAAUAAAGUGCGCGAGUGGCUCAGCGAAGAAGGAAGACAAGACCUGGAAGACUCUGAGGAAGAAGCGGAGAUCGAGUUGGAACUGCAGCUAUUGAAAUAUCCCUUAACACCCUAUUACGUAGCCGAAAAACAGCAGAAGCAGCAGCAGGCGCCCGAACACACACAUCCGAAUCCGCAUCCAAGUGAUCCAUGUGAGCUGGUACCGACUGGUCUUGGUGCUUUCGAGAUAUCUGGCAACGCUGCGCCACCAGACCUUUCAGAAGACUGUAAAACAGAAAAACCGCAGAAACCCGAUAAUAUCGUAAAACUGAACGACGACAACGAGCAGCAGCAGGAGCCCGAACGUCCGCAUCCGAUUGAUCCGAUUGUGGGGGUAUCUGGCACCGGUAUAGAAGACUCGCAGACAGAGGGACAACAGAAACCCGAUAAUAUCCAACCGGAAAGAACAUUGAACAACAACGAUCCGCAGAAGCCUGCAACUAUCUCGGUGGACAGUACAGCGCCCUCGAUUGGGGUUAUUGAAAUAGCCGAUGAGCAGGACCUGCUGUUAGAUUCAAACCGUGUAUCUCCCGAUUAUACACGUAGAAAUAAAGUGCGCGAGUGGCUCAGCGAAGAAGAAAGACAAGACCUCGAAGACUCUGAGGAAGAAGCGGAGAUCGAGUUGGAACUGCAGCUAUUGAAAUAUCCCUUAACACCCUAUUACGUAGCCGAAAAACAGCAGAAGCAGCAGCUGGCGCCCGAACACACACAUCCGAAUCCGCAUCCAAGUGAUCCAUGUGAGCUGGUACCGACUGGUCUUGGUGCUUUCGAGAUAUCUGGCAACGCUGCGCCACCAGACCUUUCAGAAGACUGUAAAACAGAAAAACCGCAGAAACCCGAUAAUAUCGUAAAACUGAACGACGACAACGAGCAGCUGCAGGAGCCCGAACGUCCGCAUCCGAUUGAUCCGAUUGUGAGGGUAUCUGGCACCGGUAUAGAAGACUCGCAGACAGAGGGACAACAGAAACCCGAUAAUAUCCAACCGGAAAGAACAUUGAACAACAACGAUCCGCAGAAGCCUGCAACUAUCUCGGUGGACAGUACAGCGCCCUCGAUUGGGGUUAUUGAAAUAGCCGAUGAGCAGGACCUGCUGUUAGAUUCAAACCGUGUAUCUCCCGAUUAUACACGUAGAAAUAAAGUGCGCGAGUGGCUCAGCGAAGAAGAAAGACAAGACCUCGAAGACUCUGAGGAAGAAGCGGAGAUCGAGUUGGAACUGCAGCUAUUGAAAUAUCCCUUAACACCCUAUUACGUAGCCGAAACUGGGCGAGAGAAGAGGCUUUCGACCAAGGAACACUUCGCAGCGGAAAAAGGAGCGGGUGUGGAGCUCAAACGAAAGAAGCAGGAGGAAGAGGAACUGCUGCCGUGCAAGAAAAUUAGCAAGUAUCGUUCCUGGGUGGAGGGCGGUAGCAAGGAUUCUUUUCCAAAUCUUUCCAACCCAUUAAACAAGGACUGGCCCCAACAGAAUAACGUCUCAUCCACGUCUGAGAGAGAGGAGGAAGGAUACGAGGAGCACGAGGUGCUUCAGUCCCACUCCAAGGAAGAAGAGUUCCAAUAUAUCUCUGAUACAGAGACAGAGUCAAGGUCAAACGAAUACGAGAUCCAGGAAAUUACCGAGUCAGACGAAGAAAGGGUCCAAGCGGGUUUUUCCCCGCCUUUAUCUCUGGCAGGGGACUCUGAGACGAAUAAAGAGGACGCGACUUCGUCGUUGUCCAAGGAGGAAUAUCCUUCGGCAAACAUCGACGCACUAAUCCCUGUAGGAGGCGACGAGAAGAAGGCGACUCAGUUGUGGGACCCAGAGAAAUAUCCCUCGGCAGGCACGAACGCCGAGCAGGAGGCUCCCGUGUACCUCACGCUUGAGCCGGCAAAAGAGCUUCAGUCACAAGAGAUUGCCACCGAAGAAGAACAAAUAAGAAGCGAGCUCCCACACGAGACUGGAUCGAGCAGCACGUGCGAGACAAUAUACGAGGACCUGGAUACUAAAGGCGCUUACUACAUUAUACACACGCUUAAAAAGCCAGCAGAGGACCUGCAUUUGCAAGAGAUUGACGUUGAACAGAAUUUACACUCCUACCAGUCAACGGCUAGAGAAGAGGAGGCAUUCAAACAGAUCCUAGAGUCCUACCAGUCAACGGCUGGAGAACAAGUUGUGCAGCAGAGCAUCCCAACAGAGGCUCAGCAGCAGAGUCAUCCCCCAAUCGAACAGCAGCUGCCAGAGGCCGAGUCUGUAUUAAAUUUGCGGACAGAGGCGGCACUGUCAUUGCUUCUUCCUAAAGAGGCACUUGCCGGCCCCGCAGAUCUCGUGGAAUCACCACAGCCUGGUCCUUACCCAGCCAUCGAAGCUCUUGUGGAAUCACCACAGCCUGACCCUCACCCAGCCAUUGAUGCCGUUGAGGAGGACACAAAAGGAACCCAAACAGAUUUUGACGAAGGCAUUUUUGAGGUUCCAGAUCCACUACAAGAACAAGAACAGAAGCGCCAUAUCGUUGAGGACCUUUACGUGGCUCUCUAUCACAUUGGAACGACAAUCAAUCGGAUUCCAAAGACUCCCACCGCCGACAACCUGAUCGACAUUGCCAUCAGCAAGGACAGAGUCUUUGAGCUGUGGAAGAGGCUGCUGGUGGAGUUGGAGCACGAACUGUCCCCCGACGAAUUGCCCCCACUGAUAGCCUUGCACGAGGACAUUGCUUUCGCCAAGAAACUUGAAAGCGAUUCGAUGGGCUUGGAGUUCUUAAACAAACUACGUAAAAUCUUCAGCUGGACACAUGCGAAAGAUGAAACUGCCACUGAAGUAGCCGGAACCGGCGCCGGAAUAGACACCACACAGAAUCUUCGCAGCAGCGAAGAGCGUCGCGUGGCAGCCGGCACCGUCGACGGAACUGACACUCCAGCACCACAUUUCUACAAUACUUCCAGGAAGCGUUCUUAUAGUGCCGAAGAACAAGAGAGCUCUUUUUUCAAGUACCGCCGUGUGGACAGCACAUUUCCCCGUUACAUUACGAAUCCGAUUGCCGAGGACAUGCCCACCACCACCGAGUCCAUGGCAGAUCAGAAACCAGGGCCCGUGUCCCGUUUGCAGACCCCCUCGUCGGGCAACAAGCGUCUGUCCAUAUUCAAUGAACCGCGCAGCGCACAGCAUAUCAUCCGCUAUCAAGGCCUCAGCAGCACCCACAUUGACUUGUCAGACGAUGAUGAGUCGCCAGUCAAUGGCUCCAUCUUCCAGUCGUUCGGCCGUGGACGUACCACUGCCUCCUCAACCGAUUGGCUGCUAAAUGGUCAGUCCUCAUCCCAAGGUAAUGGUGCUGCUCAUCCCUCAUCGAUUGUACGCCGCUCGUAUGCGGAUGCAGUGCGCCUGGGCCAGGGUGGCAGUGGCUUCAUCGAGCAUGUACAGUCCGGCAUGAAUGGGCAUCAGCAUCACCCUCAUGCCGUGCGCGGAUCCCACAACGACAGUCUGCUCAUUCACGAGGAACGUCGCUCGGAGCGCGAGCAGUAUAAUAAUCUUCUCCACAACGUAGCCUACAAUGAACUCCGAUCAAACCAAUUCAGUCGGGCAAACCCUCCGCCGCUUUUGCCGAUCAUGAACUGGAGCUCCAUGCCCAAGAAGAACACAGAAGAAUACAGAAGUCUGUUGGAAAUCGCCAAGCAGACGGCCAAGACACAGCGCCCAAGGUCGCAGGCACCGGCACCAGCACCACCGCCGCCGCCACCGAUGCUGCGCACGACGGUCUGUGAAGUAAAUUCUAGUGACAGCAACUCUGGAAGCGGCAGUCCGCCGCCCGCUCAAACCACGGAAGCUGCUGCACAGCCCGUCAUAAUCGAUCUGGACGAUAGCUCCAGCGAGCAGAAACAGUCUGCGAAAAGCGAAACAGAGAAUCAGAAGCGAAUCCAGGCAAUGCAGAAGCGCUUCAGCGAAAGCAUAUUCUUCCGCGAUGAUUUCGAGCAGACGUUCAGACAGCGCGAGCAGCGCCAACGCGCUGAAGCGGACCAUAAGCGUCAGCUGGCUUGCAUCGCGGCCGAAAAGGUAACCGAAGUGCGUCGCAGUCUGGAGGGUUCAUUCCGCUGGACCAUCUUGAAAUGCCACAUGGGAUGUGUGCCCUUAUUGAUGGACUUCGGUGCGAAGGAGGAAGACGAGAAGGAAAUUGAGUUUAUUCCACUCGUCGAUGAGCAGUUGCAGAAGCUGCAACGCAUAGUGACAGGCCCAGAUGAUGCUCCUGUUAUCAGCAAAUAUGGGCUUACAAUUACUAAAAAGGAUAUUCGCACACUGACCGGCCUCUUCUGGCUGAACGACGAAGUGAUCAAUUUCUAUAUGAAUCUGCUCACCGAACGUUCGCAGCAGAAGAAGGGAAUUCUGCCCAGUGUCUACGGCAUGAACACAUUCUUUCUGCCACGCCUCAUCAAGGUUGGGUUCGAUGGUGUGAAGCGCUGGACGCGUAAGAUUGAUGUGCUGAGCAACGACAUCAUUCCAGUGCCUGUGCACUGCAAUGGUAUGCAUUGGUGCAUGGCCAUCAUACACUUGAAAAACAAGACCAUCUUCUACUACGAUUCGCUUGGAAAGCCGAAUCACAUCGCCCUGGAUGCCCUUAAGAACUACAUUAUGGCCGAGUCACUAGACAAGCGCAAGGAGCCAUACGACAUGAGCGGCUUUAGGAUUGAAAAUGUGUUGAAUGGCCCGCAACAAACGAACGGAUCAGACUGCGGUGUGUUUAGCUGUAUGACAGCCGAAUAUAUAACUCGGGGAAAGCCGCUGACAUUCAAUCAGGAGCACAUGAGCUAUUUUCGUAAGAAAAUGAUACUGGAGAUUGUUCAUGGGCAGCUGUGGAAAUAGUACUCGCCAAAAACACACACUACAGUCUACACACUUAUGGAAUUAAGCAAUACAAAAGAAAUAGGGAAUAAAAUUAGGAAUAGGACUCUUUUGCAGGAGGACUUCCCCAACACACACUUGCAAACAUAAUUUAUUGACUUAGUUGUCGAAAAACUACACGAAAGAAAAAAACGAAACAAAAUGAAAUCAUGGGACUUGAAUCCGUCUAAAUCGUGGGAUCUAGCCACGCACGCAGCCCAAUAUGCAACAAGAAUCCCCAUCCGCUCCCAUCCCUCAGUUGAACAAAUACUGAGUUACAAAGUUACUAAAUCUAUGGUCCAUGAACCAAAGGAAGCUCCACAACAUAAUUAAACUUGAAUACACAUUAAUUAGUACAUUAGAUUAGCAUGGGGGUUCAAUAUAAAUAAGAAAUAUAAUAUGUAACAAUAAUACACAAUUGUAUAAUAUAUAUUAUUUAAAUACAAAUCUUUAAUACGUGACUUCGA